Messenger RNA from Phycodurus eques (leafy seadragon), 1294 nucleotides. RefSeq names its product neuritin 1-like a (gene nrn1la). Gene Ontology annotation, biological process: neuron projection extension; nervous system development. Lineage: Eukaryota; Metazoa; Chordata; Actinopteri; Syngnathiformes; Syngnathidae. The transcript has 3 exons. The coding region runs from base 1 to 486 and encodes 161 amino acids. Gene Ontology annotation, cellular component: plasma membrane. The record is from RefSeq and is a predicted model, not a curated record.
AUGAAGUUUGUGCAGCAAGAUUUGGAAGAUUACCAAGCCUCACGCGAAAUAACACUUGUGCUGAGCCCUUGCUCUUUUGCUGCAAUUUCAACUAGAAGGUGUCAUUUCAUCUACAAGGGCUUUGCUCAGUGUCUCAUGGCACUGGGCGACAGUCUAACGGACAGCGCGCACAAGGAUGAAGACACACAUGAGAUACACUCCAUUUGCAGAUCAUGGGAUGACUUUCAUGACUGCGCCAAUGUGGCGAUGGCCAGCUGUCCAGAGGAAGCAGCGACCGUCUGGGAAUCUCUCCGCCAAGAAUCCAAGAAGAUGCAGUUUUCAGGAAACCUCUACGACAUGUGCUCCAACCGCAACAGUCACACAUUAACCUCAGGGUCCCACAUCCAAGGAGAGCUCAACCAAGAGUCUCUAAGAGGGCGAGUCAGUCGUUUGGCAGCCUCCUACUACUUUACCAUGCUUCUGUCUCCUCUGUUGCUGCUGUUUUGAACAGAACUGCCUAAACACAAUGGGACUUGUGCAAAUAUGAACUUUGUGCAUUUUCACCUCCAACCUUCCUCACUGUCCCCCUUUUCCUAAACACCAGAAGAGAGGAAUGCAUGCUUUCUUUCUGAAUUUCCGUAAUUCUAUUUCUUACUGAUUUAAACUGGCGUUAGCUGAGACUUGUACAUAGUUAAGACAAAAAAAAGAAAAGCCAUGUAUCACCUAUCUGUCUUUAUACUUUCAUUUGUCAUAUAAAGUACAAGCUUGUAACAAAAGCUGGCCAAAAAGGACAGCGCAUGGGCCCAUAUCCAAUGUCCUGUUCAGGUUCAUCCAAAACAGCAGACAAGACUUUUGCCUUUAUGUUACUGGCUUUUAAAAGAAAUUUUUUCAAGACUAACUCCAAGGAUUUUCACAGUGUGUAGAGUGUACAGCUUAUCUUGACUUUAAGGUGCAUGUUUCAAUAUCAAAUACAAAAAGCAUGAUAUACUGUACAUUGGUUUAACUGCAAGGCUCUUUUCCUUGAUGCUCAGCCCUUAUAUACUACAGAUGAGGUGGAGAUGAGAGCUAUGAGAUUUAUCCAAUUGAUAGCACAGAGCAGCAGUGAUUAGCACAUUUGCCUCAGUUUGAAGAUUCGGCUUCCUCGCCACAUUUCAAAGACAAGCAUGUUAGGUUCAUUGAUGACUUUAAAUUGUCUUAAUGUGUGGAUGUUAGUUUGAAUUAAUGUGCUGGUGACCAGUCCAGGGUGUGCCCCCCUCUCCCAAAGUCAUCUUGGAUUAUUUUUAGAUGACCCACAAUCCUAAUGAGAACAAGUGAC